This is a messenger RNA of Lottia gigantea (owl limpet), 1752 nucleotides long. RefSeq lists its product as hypothetical. The record is from RefSeq and is a predicted model, not a curated record. The transcript is spliced from 3 exons. NCBI's taxonomy places the organism in Eukaryota, Metazoa, Mollusca, Gastropoda, Lottiidae. The coding region runs from base 1 to 1752 and encodes 583 amino acids.
AUGGAUUUACUUCAAAAGAUAAUACACUUCAAUAUAUUUAUAUGCCCAGUUGUAAGUUCUGUAUUAGACGUCCUCCACUCCACCGGUGGAAUGAACAUGUGUAGAGAAUGUAUACACAAUCCAGAAAAAGGCCUCAUGACUAUUCCACAUUGUGUGAAGUGUUAUUGUGAUAAAGGUUGUAUGAUAUAUGGAGAUUGUUGUAUAGAUGUUGCACAGAAAUUUCAUCUUCACACAUCUGAACCAAAUCCUGAAUUUUCCUGUGUUGCUCAAAAUGAAAAUGUAUAUAGAUUUUAUGAGUUACAUAUUGAGUAUGGCUACUACAUGACAACUAGUUACCAACAAGGUACAAAUAGAAAAAAAUGUAAUAAAAGAAUUGAACCUGUCACAUCAAACAUUACAGGAAGAACAUACAGUAAUAUUGAAUGUGCCAUCAAAAACAAUGAACGGUAUCUCAUACCUUGGACUUUACGUUCAGAUCAAAUGGCAACAAUUAUCUACCCUCCUGAUAACAUAUCCUUGAGAGUCUGUGAUUAUUUAAGAUCUAUUGUACCCAUUUCUAAUUGUUCUGAAGGGUCACAAACGGAUCAAGAUUCAUGUGAUUCGUAUUACUACCCUGUAUAUGAUGAUGUGGGUAAUGUCUAUCAGAAUAUAUAUUGUUAUAUGUGUAAUGGUGGUGCUGUAUCUUCAGUAAAGAGUGAAGGGUAUAACCCAUUAAGAGCUCUAACGAGAUUCUCAGAAACAUUUUCUCCAGAUAACAAAAUAUUGAAAUGUAUUCAAGAUGAAGAGUGGAUGGAUACUAUAGCAUUAAAAUGUAGAAGAAUUUUAUGUUUUGAAGAUGCCAAGAUAGUAAAUAAAACCUGUCCAGUUUCCACGAUAGAUAGUAAUAUGAAGUAUUUUAUCAUCAACAUACGAUUAAUGAUUCUUAAAGGACCACUGAAUAUAGCAGAUCAGCUAUGGGAUCAAAUUAUUGGAAAUUCAUUCUCGUAUGUAUCCCAGGGUCUUCAUUCUAAGAAUUAUUCAUUACGUGUUUCAACACCAAGUAGGCAAUUAUACUGGAACGGUUGGGCGAAUGAAAAUUUAAAAUUCCUUAAUGUCAGAUGUUGGUUUCAAGUGAGCCAAUCGGUAGAACUAUUCCAACUACAAAGGGAUAUUGAUAAAUUUGUGAAGGUAACUGAAUAUAUUGGUGGUGUUGAUAUUGGUUAUUCAUAUGUUAAUAAUCUGCCUAAAAAUAUCAGUUUUGAACGAUUCUACCAGCUUGAUAGCAAUGUAGACCUCUGUUGCAUAGAACUUGCAACAGCUUCACCGGUUACUGAAGAUAAAUAUACAUUCAUCAGUGAACAAUUAAUGUGUCCCUAUAUUCAUUUCGAAUCAUCUGAAUAUGUAGUGGACUACCUUACAGCGUAUAUUCCUCACCUUAAUAUCUCUCUAGAGUCAAACCAAUAUCAUGUUAAUUUUCAACAGAAACUUGUUGUAUGUGUCAAUGAUAUCAUUGUAAAACUAGAUACAGAAUUCCUGAAUAACAGUUUGUUGUAUAUUGUUGAAGAAGAGAAACUAGAAGAUCUGUUAUCUUGGUAUUUAAAUGUUGCUUGUAUAACAUCAUCACUUGUUUGUCUUGCUAUAUCCUUUAUGACCUUCUUAUCCAAACCUGAACUUCGGACGUUGCCUGGUAAAACUAACAUGAUUUUGAUUGCAUCAUUAUUUUUAGCCCAGUUUACGUUAAUUAGUGGUAUAAGUAUUAAAAAUCCAACAUAA